Messenger RNA from Fomitiporia mediterranea MF3/22, 1113 nucleotides. RefSeq lists its product as uncharacterized. The record is from RefSeq and is a predicted model, not a curated record. The transcript is spliced from 3 exons. Lineage: Eukaryota; Fungi; Basidiomycota; Agaricomycetes; Hymenochaetales; Hymenochaetaceae. Bases 1 to 1113 code for a protein of 370 amino acids.
AUGCCUUACAGGGUCUUCUUGAAUGCCCCAACAUUUGCUGCUCUCAAGAAGCAGACUUCUGGAGACAAAUACUCCUGGCAGACGGCGAGAUCAAACUCACCUGGUGUCCUAUCGGCCGGGUCAAACAAUGAAGAAACCCAACCUGUUAGGGUUGGAACCUCAAGGUCGAAAGAUGAAGAGAGCUUGUCAAACUUAUCUAUAAGGGACCCGGAUGCUCAAGAAUGGUUGAUCCCGCCUGCCACGCUGGGAGCAGCAAGUCAGCGGAUCUCGGAGAUGUAUAAGAACGUCAUCUUUUCCGAUGUUGAAGAGGAGGAAGACGACUGGAAAUUGAUGGAGCAGGCAGCAGAGGAUGAGUCAGGGGCAGAGGAUGAAUCCCAUACUGUUCACAGAGAAGAGACACUCAUCUCGUGGCCACCGACGGCACAAGCUCAAAGUCAAUCUCGAGCGUUGACCGGGUCUCUUUUUUUCAAAACACAGGAUGACUCCGACGACCUAUCGUAUGCGCAUACAUCCACUUCAUCAAUCACGGCCUUUCCAACUUUCAUCAUCAACUUGCACGCGCUCACCAGUCUCUCGGACCUGGCAAAUGUGAUAGCGGGCAAGUGGACACGUAAAGUAAACCUUCUUGUUGCUGUAUUAGAGGUUGACGGACCGGAUGUAGUAAGGAUAAAAAGAGGACCCGAUGCUGGAAGAGAGAUAGGCGUGCUGAAGUUGGUAAUUGGCGGUGAGGAAGGUGGUAUAUGCAAGCUCACCGCAUGGAGAGGAGUUGCAGAUGCUUGGGGAGGGGUACGAGAUUGGGGCUCUGAUGAUGAGAGCUUUGAAGAUAAUGAAAGUGUGAGGAGGGGAGACAUCGUUUAUAUCGAGAAUAUUCUCGCAUCUUCUUCUGCACCUUGUUCUGACACAGGAAAAUCAUCUGCACGCCCCUCUAUGUCGUUGACGGCAUCUCCGAACCUCGCCUCGCGUUUACACAUAUGCUAUCGUACGUUGCCUACGGUCCCUUCGGACAGACGGUUCCGUCCAGAUCUGCGACUUGCAGCAAGUGAUCCUGGCUUGAGAAAGGUUGCAAGCGUUGUGCGAUGGUUCCAGGGCGUGAUGGGAAUUGACUGUGCAUGA